Molecule: messenger RNA, 1494 nt
Organism: Mesorhabditis belari
Lineage: Eukaryota; Metazoa; Nematoda; Chromadorea; Rhabditida; Rhabditidae
Source: the annotation of a GenBank genome assembly
AUGCGCUUCUUUGUCUUCAACGGGCCGCCAUUUUACAUUGCGAUGCUAAACCAGAAAACUGGAUGGUACUAUGCUCAGUCGCUUAAUAACUGUUAUAAGGUAAUCACUGAAACGGGCGGAAUCACACAACAACAAGGCGAUGCUUUGUGCAAAUCGUCUAGUGGUCAAUUGGCAUCAAUUCACUCGGCUGAGGAGAAUCGAAUUGUUAGCGAGCUGUCAAGCAUUGGUCAAGUGCAGACUAACUAUCAAACGCUCACAGGAGGAAUCAGAACCGGAGUCAAUCCAAUUACUUAUGGAUGGUCGGACGGAACCCCAUUCGACUAUCAAAACUGGGCUACAACUCAGCCGGAUAAUAGAAAUAAUGCUCAAGCUUGUCUACAGAUCUGGGCGUCAAACAACACAAAUUUGGAUUUCCGGUCAUUCAUUCAGAAAUGGGAUGAUGUUGAGUGUGGAGCGAAAUUCUUGAACGUUAUUUGCAAGAUCACAUUGGGCGGAGGAGGAAAAACGACUCCAUCAAAUGGGAAACAUUGUGGUGGCCGUACAACCGCUAAACCGUUGUCCAAUUGUCCCUCGGACUGGAUUUAUUUGCAAGAAACUGGAAACUGCUACAGGGCAGUGACGCAAGCUGGAGGAGUCGACUAUGAACAAGCCGAUGCUUUAUGCAAAUCAAAUGGUGGCCAACUUGUGUCCAUUCAUUCCGAUAAAGAAAAUGAACUUGUUUAUGAGCUUUCGACAAUGGGUCAAGUGAACACACUCUACCAUACGCUGAUUGGCGGAGUGAAAAUCGGAGCUGGGCAAAAUGAUUUUGGUUGGAGUGACGGGUCGCCGUUUGAUUACCAAAACUGGGCCCCAACACCUGAUGCUCGAAGUUGUAUACAAAUGUGGAGUUCAAAUUACACGGGACUUGCCGGCUUUGACUUCAACCCGUACAUCACCAAAUGGGACGAUGCCUCUUGCAAUGCAAAAUAUCUUAAUGCCGUAUGUAAACUCGUAUCGAAAAAGGGCUCGACGGCUCUUGCAAUAAUUUCGUCGACCUUAAAAACACCAAGUUGUCCAUCGGAUUGGCACUACGAGGCUGGGCUCAAAAACUGUUAUAAGGUGAUUACAAGAAGCGGUGGAAUCAAUUUUGAUCAAGCCAAUAUUGAUUGCAAAGCUUUGGGAGGAGAGCUGGCUUCGAUUCAUUCUGCUGAGGAGAACCGACUGAUUAAUUCGCUCACAACAACGGGAAAAAACCUAACAGCAGGUGCGAUGACAUUGAUCGGCGGACAGAGGACUGGUCCAAAUCCGGGGGAUUGGCGAUGGGUGGACAACAGCGCUUGGGAUUACACUUCUUGGAUCAGCAUCGGUCCAAACAACUAUGCAGGCGUUCAGAAUUGUAUUCAAGUGCUUAGCUCAAACAUUGUGAAUCCACCAGCUUGGUACGAGGUCGGGAAUUGGGAUGACCUUGAGUGUAGCUAUUUGUACUUGAACGCUGUGUGCAAGCGGAUCGCAUUU